This is a messenger RNA of Dromaius novaehollandiae (emu), 1469 nucleotides long. It is a transcript of the gene LDAF1, whose product is annotated as lipid droplet assembly factor 1. Bases 201 to 674 code for a protein of 157 amino acids. NCBI's taxonomy places the organism in Eukaryota, Metazoa, Chordata, Aves, Casuariiformes, Dromaiidae. The record is from RefSeq and is a predicted model, not a curated record. The transcript has 5 exons.
GGCCGCGGCUGGGCCCGGCGCUCGCCUGGGCGCGGGGCCGCGGCGCCGUCAGCGGGCGGCGGCGGGAGCGGUGGCUCCUGGGCCCCAGGCCGAAGUGUCGGGCGGAGGCUCGGUGCGCGGUGUCGCCUCAGAGGAAGGUUGGAUGGCUGAGCAAGAGCUCGUUGUCCAGAAGAUUCACGAUCGUCGCUGAGGAUUGCAGCAUGUCUAAAGAAAUGCAGGAGCUGCAGAAGCAGUGGCACUCCAUGGUACAGUCCAUCCACAGCAACUCCAAUGUUGUUGCAUUUAUGAACUCUCGUUUUGGCCAAUACUUAGAUGACCAUCCUUUUGUUGCCUUAUCACUCCUGAUGUUUGUUGCAGUGUCUGCUAUUCCUGUUGCAUUUUUUCUGAUUUUUGUUGUUACAACAGCCAUAAUGGCCUGUAUCGGCGUGAUAAUUAUGGAAGGUGUUGUAAUAUCGAUAGGUGGCAUAGCCCUCCUUUGUGUGCUGUGUGGCCUGGGUGCACUUUCACUGGGAGUUUCUGGAGUGCUGAGUGUUUGUUACGUCGUUCUUUCAACUCUGGUCAACUAUUGGUAUACUCAAAAGGGGCAGAUAAGGAAGCAGGAAGCUAAUGGAACUCGGUUGGAGAGGAGACCUUCCAUCUUGGAUCUCUCUGCCAAUAAUGGAAAGAGCGAAUAAAUGGGAUUCUUCCCAUUUCCUUCACAGGCACUUAACUGUACUAUUCUGACCUUUACAGUGUAAUUGUUUACCCGUUGAGCAUUGAAGCUCUGUGCACUGCUUAUAGAAACUGAAAAAAAUCAAUAUGCUUCUCAUAUUGUUACUGUAAGACUAAUAGUAACAAUAACCAUUAAGCAGUGCAUUGUGAUAUCAAGUCUUAUGUGCGUGAUGAAAUGUUCCACAGAAUUUGGUAAAAAGAUAUAACUACUUUUAAGUCAGUGACAGGUGGAAGAAGGGGUGGGCAGGUAUGUGAUUUCCCAUUUACUACUGGAUUUCUAGACGGGGCAUCUUCCAAGAUUUGUAUGCAGCAGUUGGCUGUUUUGGUACAUGGUAAAUGUCAAAGCUCAGCAACACUGGAAAGGUUUUUUGAAUGUUGAAAAAUAUUUCUAAGCCUUAACGGUCUUUGUUAAAACAUUGUGAGCAUACCACGCUAAUGCUUUAUAAUAUAAGAAAAGGAAAAUUGGGUUUUAUUAUGUGUAACUCACGGUAUAAGCUUUCACAUACCUUUAAACGUUGCAUUAUUCUGAAGGGAUAUUUUCCUUGUUUUCCUCAUUGCCUCAGCAUAUCCACGGUAUGCAAUUAGAUCUUGCAUUUUGUCAUAUUUGUUUAGGUAUUUAAAAUGCCUGUUUUGCUUCUCAGUUUUAACUUCUUGUAUGUAUUUUGUUUAAACUUUUUUCAUUUUUGCAAAUGCUAUACUAUUUUUAAGCAUUAAGAAAGUAUCUAACUAUAUUAGUUUAAUAAAGUGUUGUUUGUUUA